This is a messenger RNA of Perca flavescens (yellow perch), 765 nucleotides long. RefSeq lists its product as uncharacterized. Lineage: Eukaryota; Metazoa; Chordata; Actinopteri; Perciformes; Percidae. The coding region runs from base 1 to 618 and encodes 205 amino acids. The transcript is spliced from 6 exons. The record is from RefSeq and is a predicted model, not a curated record.
AUGUGCACGAGGACGCUGACAGACCUGAUGAAGGGAGGUGAGGUGAGCUCGGUGGAAAACGCCGCGGCCAGUUCGCCCAGCGGAGGGAGAGCUAACGGCGUUUCAGCCAGGAUGCUGCGCAGCAGGAGUGUACAGCAUCUUAUUGUGAAAUUUGAAUUGCACUUGAAACGCACUGCAUUGUGGGGCGAUUUCGUCAGAAGCCAAACUCACUGGAUUCUGGAUUUUGUCACAGACGUCACAGACGAUCAGGAGAGAUACACGACCAGAUACGAGCCGUGUGCCACAGCCGCUGAUGUGCAGAGAACAGUGAUGCUACCGAGCACCCCCUGCUUGAUUAUCCAAGGUGACCUGAUGAAGCCAAAGACUUGGAUGCUAUCCACUGAAGGCCAAGUGGUGAUGGGGCCAGACGACAGCUUCAUCAAUGGGAUAGCAGCCGUUUUUGCAAGCUAUUACAACUUUAAUCUGCAGUAUCCUGAGGACGGCUCAUGUACUCUGGAGUUUAUUCAAAGGUGCUUCUUGGGUAUUAACCCUGAGGUGGGCUCCAAAUCGAAGAAAAAAACAGCUGGGAGGCAUCAACCCACAUGUGAGCACACUCAUGAGAAAACUUGUGGACUUUGAAUGGAUGUCGAUGUAGAUAUAAAGGAUUAAAGUAUAGGGACACCUGGCCAUUACACCAACAGGAACUUUAACAUUCAGGGGCAUUGCAUUCUAAAGACAUGCAUUACAUUACUGAUGGCAAGCUCUAUAUCUCUCUCUCUCUAUGUA